AUGCACUUCACUGCGACCUCUUUCACACCAUCACUGGUCGCUUCAUCUGUCGUAUUCCCCUCUGCCCACACACAAACCUGUACACAUACCGCACCCCUCGCCCCUCCAUCCACCAACUCACCACUCCCACCUUACUUCCCCCUCACUCCCUUCCCCCCUCCCCUCUCCCCCCCCUCCUCCCCUCCCCUUCUUCCCCCCUUCCCUCCCCCCCUCCCCCCCCCUCCUCUUGCCUCCCCUCCCCCUCCCUCCUCCCCCUCCCCUCCCUCCUCCCCCUCCCCUCCCUCCUCCCCCUCCUGUCACUGUCGUGACCUUACCCAUCCCGCCGUCCUCCUUCACCAUCGCUUGGGUCAUCCCAACUUUGCCACCCUUCGUCAAUCUGUCUCCUCUCAACUUCUUGAAGGACUUCCCCUCACCCUCCCCCCUCUCCCCCCGUCGCCCUCCCCUCCCUGCUCAGUCUGCGUUGAAAGCAAACUAAAGCAAGCCCCCCACAAGAGUCAUCCCUCCUUCUCUCCCCAACCCAUUGAUCUCGUCCACAUGGACCUCUGGGGCCCCAAUCCCACCCCCACCAGGCAAGGUCAUCGCUACCUGCUCAUACUGGUAGAUGACCACAGUCGGUACUCCACUGUCUCUCUCCUUCGCAAGAAGGCGGAGGCCCCGGCUGCCAUUAUUGCCUGGGCUGAACAAGCACGCACCCAUUUCAAACGCCCUGUCUCUCGCUUCCAUUCCGAUGGCGGCGGUGAGUUCCUUAACCGGAUGCUUUCCUCCUACUGCUCCACCCAUGGCAUUAUCCACACCUACACCCUUCCUCAUUCCCCUCAGCAAAAUGGUGUGGCGGAGAGCAGGGUUCGGGAGGUCACCAAGACCGCUCGAUGCCUCAUGGUCCAUGCCUCCUGCCCGCCUUCUCUGUGGGGUUAUGCUAUCCUCCACGCCGCCAUCCUCACUAAUCUCUACCCCCAUCCCUCACGGCCCACCACUACUCCCACCGAACUCUGGACCUCCACUAAACCCGACAUCUCCCCCCUGCGCGUGUGGGGCUCCAAGGCGUAUGUUCUCAUACACCCUGAGGACCGUUCACGUGCAGCUGGGAAACUUGCCUCCCGCACCCUCCCUUGCAUCUUCAUUGGUCAUAACCCCACCUCCCCGGACUACCUCUUCCUCCACCCCCCCUCAGGUCGUCUCAUUCGUAGUCGGGAUGUGGUUUUUGAUGAAGCCAAUCCGUACUACACCUCCCCCUCCGCCCCUAACCCCCUCCCCCUCACCAUACGUCCUCUCCUCUGGACUGACACUGUCAUCACCCCUCCCCUUCAACCUCCCCCCACCCUGGUCAUACCCGCACCCCCACCCCCUCCCCCCUCUCUCCCAACCUCCUCAGGGGACAUCCUUGACCCGGCUGCCCCACCCUCCCCUUCCGCUGUAACUCCCUCUCCCCCCACUGACCCUCCCCCUCUCCCCGCUGACCCCCCCCCUCCCUCCCCACCCCCUCCCCCUCCCUCCCCAUCCCCUCCCCCCCUGAACUCUCCCCCACCCCCUCCCCCCUCCCAACCUCCACCCUCCCCAUCUCCUCCUCCGCCCCCUCCCCCUCCACCAUCUCGGCCCUUACUUCCCUCCCCUCCUCUGCUCCUUCGUCACUACCCUCACACCCGCUCCACAGUCCCCAUCCUUGGUCCCCCACGGUCCAAUCACCUCUCCCUCCAGUCUCUCACAUCCAUUCCACUCCUCCACCACUCUAGCACUUCCCCACUCCCCCGCACCAGCCCCUCAGGUUCUCACACCAGCCGCGCUCCCGUCUCCCUGCCCCUCACGGCAACUCAGCGCAGCAGAGCAGCAUUGCAGCUGUCUCCUCGCCCCGACCCUCGGCGCAGCAGAGCAGCAGUGCAGCCGUGUUCCCGCUCCAGCCUGACCCUCCAGCGCAGCUGUCUUGCAUCUUCACCGCCUCCUCUUCCUCCUCCUCUCUCUCCGGACCUCUAUGAAGACUCUCAUGAUGAACUCCUUUUCCUCCACCUCCUCUCACCCACCAUCGCCCCUGUCGUCCGCACCAUGGCUGGUACUACGGUCCUUCUUUUCUCCAACACCCCCACCAUCUACGAACCCACCACCUACGAGCAAGCAAUUGCAUGUCUUGACGCACCUCUCUGGAUCGAGGCCAUGGUCAAGGAAUGCAACGCCUUCAUCCACAACCGCUCUUUCCUCGACGUCCCUCGCCCCUCCAAGCACAACGUGGUCAAAGGCAGGUGGCUCUUCCGAGUAAAACUACUCCCUGGUGAAGCUCCUGUCUACAAGGCUCGGUAUGUGGCGAAAGGCUUUACACAGACUUAUGGCUCGGACUUCUUCGAGACCUACUCACCUACCGCCACUCCGCCGGUCAUUCGCGUGUUUCUGGACUUCGUUGGCAGACGCGGGAUGCUCCUCCACUCCAUGGAUGUCACCACGGCCUUCUUACAAGGCGACCUCCACGAACUCAUCUUCUUGGAACGUCCCAAGGGCUUCCACGCUCCUCACGACCCUGCCACCGUCUGGAAACUACUACGCCCUGUUUACGGGCUCAAACAAGCACCUCGAGAAUGGCACGCCAAACUCUCAUCCACCCUUCGCGCACUUGGCUUUCGCCCCUCCCGUGCUGCCUCUUGCCUCUUCCUUCGCUUAACUCCGUCACCCUUCUUCAUCCUCGUCUACGUCGACGACAUGCUGCUAGCAGCUGAGACAGCUGCUGAACUUCAGGAGGUCAAGGAUGAGCUGCAGCAACGUCUCGCCUGCAAAGAUCUGGGGGAAGUCCGCAACUACCUUGGCAUGGAGAUCACCCGCGACCUCACUGCCAAGACUAUCACCCUCUCUCAGUCAUUCUACAUCGGGAAGGUGCUCGAGAGAUUCGGCAUGUCCAAAUCCAAACCCAUCCCCACACCACUUGCAUUCGGGCAUCGGCUGUCCCCUCCAGCCACUCCUGUCACCUCCCCUCAUCCCUAUGCAGAACUCGUUGGGGCCCUGAUGUACGCCAUGGUCUGCACUCGUCCCGACCUUGCAUACCCCGUCAGUGUCCUGGCGCGGUUUGUUGGCACUGGCAGGCAUGGUGAGGAGCACUGGAAGGCGGCCAUGCGUGUUCUGCGCUACCUCCAAGGCACAAAGGACUAUGGCCUCACGCUUGGUGGUGUGGACCCACCUGUUCUUCAAGGCUUCAGUGACUCAUCUUGGGCGGAUGCACAGCCGGACCAUCGCAGUUCUCAAGGAUAUGGCUUCUCCCUUGGGAGCGGCCUCAUCAGCUGGCGCUCCACUCGCUCCUCCUCCGUCGCCCUCUCCUCCUGCGAAGCCGAGCUGUACGCAGUCACCAUGGCGGCUCAAGAGGCACGCUGGCUUAGCUAUCUUCUCACCGACCUUGGCUCACCACAGCCCUGCCCCACCCUGUGGUGUGACAACGAUAGUACUUUCCACCUCACCAAGGAGGCCGUCUUUCAUGGUCGCUCCAAACACAUCGAACUCCGCUACUACUUUGUCCGCGAUCUUGUGCAAGAUGGUCACAUCACUGUUCGUAAAAUCGACUCGUCCGCCAACCUCGCUGACCUCUUCACCAAGGCUCUCCAUCGCUCUAACCACUCUGCGCUCCUGCGCCUUCAGGGACUUGCUCCCCGCGGUGGCUGA
Closterium sp. Yama58-4 is the source of this 3630-nucleotide messenger RNA. The record is from the annotation of a GenBank genome assembly. Lineage: Eukaryota; Viridiplantae; Streptophyta; Zygnematophyceae; Desmidiales; Closteriaceae.